GCCACCAACCUCCAAGGACUGGGCGGGGCUGAAAUGGCGUUCAUAAUGAAGAAUCUAAUGGAAAGACUGGGAUACGAUAAGUUCUACGUACAAGGAGGAGAUUGGGGUGGUAUUAUAUGUUCAAUCAUGGCCACGUUCUUCCCAGAUAUAAUUCUAGGCUACCACACCAAUUUCGCUCUCGUGCCGGCCGAGCUGGUCAGCCGUCUCUACCCGCUGCAGUUCUACGUUCAGGAGUUUGGCUACUUCCACAUACAAGCUGCUAAACCUGAUGCCAUUGGUUUAUGCGUUGGUAAGUCCCCUGCGAGUAUUAUGGCAUGGUUCCUGCAUUUGUUCUCAAUCUCCACUGGCAGUGCAAGCAGAGAUGAUCCUAAGGGAGGCUUGAACAUGUUCACACCAGAGCAGCUGAUCGACAACAUCAUGUUAUACUGGGUCCCGGAGAAGGUCACUACGUCCAUAAGGAUCUACGCGGAGACCUUUACCUUUAGAAACCUCGAUAUGGAAUAUAUCAGUGCUCCCACACCAGUGCCAACAGUAGUAUUGCAGGCCCUGCGCGAGGUGUUCUACUUCCCCCCAGCAGCUCUGAACACCAAGUUUACUAACUUGGUGGCAGUGGAUGUCCUGGAGGACUACGGACACUUCCUCGCCAUGGAAGCGCCUAAGGUCUUCGUUGAUAAAGUCAUCAGCGGCCUCCAAAAGAUCAUUGAUUUCAACAAAAAUGAAUUAAACUGUACUAAAUGA
This is a messenger RNA of Manduca sexta (tobacco hornworm), 738 nucleotides long. RefSeq names its product juvenile hormone epoxide hydrolase-like. NCBI's taxonomy places the organism in Eukaryota, Metazoa, Arthropoda, Insecta, Lepidoptera, Sphingidae. The transcript is spliced from 5 exons. Gene Ontology annotation, molecular function: epoxide hydrolase activity. The annotation marks the transcript as partial. The record is from RefSeq and is a predicted model, not a curated record. Gene Ontology annotation, biological process: epoxide metabolic process.